Medicago truncatula (barrel medic) is the source of this 3311-nucleotide messenger RNA. Its product is annotated as mitogen-activated protein kinase kinase kinase YODA. The record is from RefSeq and is a predicted model, not a curated record. Gene Ontology annotation, cellular component: cytoplasm. Gene Ontology annotation, molecular function: MAP kinase kinase kinase activity; ATP binding. The transcript has 12 exons. Gene Ontology annotation, biological process: MAPK cascade; protein phosphorylation. The coding region runs from base 369 to 3065 and encodes 898 amino acids. NCBI's taxonomy places the organism in Eukaryota, Viridiplantae, Streptophyta, Magnoliopsida, Fabales, Fabaceae.
CACACUAAAAACUGUGUACUGUUUUUGUGUUUUCUUCGUUUUCUCAUUUCACAUUUCUCUUCUUCUUCUUCAUUUUCCAUCCUUUGCACAUUUUCUUCGGCUUUUCAACUUCGAAGCAAAACGUCGUCGUUUUCAGUUCGAAGUAACACACUGUUGUUCUUGUGUAACGGACGCCUCAUCUAUGAUUUACAUAUUUUAUGUCAGCGCGCUUCAGUGGAAUUUAGCCGGACGCCGUCUACCGAACUCAGUCUUCCAACCAUUUUCAUAGACUUUGCGGCAGUAUCAAUUGUGAAUUUACACCCACUUUUUGCUUGCAUUUCCUGUUCUCUCUUUCUCUGUGUGUGUUUGGUGCAAGCUUUUCUGAAGACAUGGCGCCAUGGUGGGGAAAGCCUUCGUCCAAGGAGGCGAAGAAGAAUAAGAAGACAAACCGGGAAAGCAUUUUUGAUAUGAUACAGCGAAAAUUAAAAAAUGUUUCAGACGAGAAGAGCAGCUGUAGAUUAGUAGGAUUUAGGAAACAUCGUAGUGGCAUUGUCUCAAAGAAGGGAUCUAGAUCCUUCGGACCUUCAACAAGAUCGCGGUCACCCUCUCGAAGUGUGUCCCGCUGCCUAAGUUUUGCAGACAAUCGUUAUUGUCGGCCACUCACAGUGCCAGAAACGUCCUUUCCUACUGUUAGCAAUGCAGACUCUGGAAUUACUUUAACGUCAAAACUGGAAAGAGCCGUAGGCGAUCCUACAUCUAGACCAUCUAUAUAUUUCCCCCUGCCAGAACCUGGUUAUAUAACUAUAAGGGGCGAAUUUACAGAUGUGGAAGGAGAUAUAGUCACGGCAUCUGUUUCCAGUGACAGCUCCAUCGACAGUGGUGACUCAUCUGAUUCACAUCUUGUUAGUCCUCUGGUAUCUGACUGUGAAAAUAGAAACAAAGCCACCAUUAACAGUUCUUUCAGUGUGGCGCACAGAGAUCAAUCACAUAUUACUAUCGAAAGAAACUCAAGAGCAUCCUCAAAACCAGGUCAUAAAUUGUGCAACAAUAAGCACUUGUCUACCUCGCCAAAAAGGGUUCCUUUGCAUCCGAAAAUAGGUCGUCCGGGUGGUUUAUGCAGUGCUCCAGAUAGUUCAAUGUCUAGUCCUAGAAGUCCAACGCGAGCGUUUGGUCCAGAGCAAGUGUUAAACUCAGGAUUAUGGACAGGAAAGCGCUAUCCAGAUAUAGCUUCUGGGCUCUGCUCUAGUCCAGGUUCAGGCCAUGAUUCUAGUAAUAAUUCAGUUGGCGGGGAUCUAUCAGCAUUUAGGGCACACAACAAGUGUAGCACUGAUUGUUCACCAAUACCGAGUCCCAGAAUGACAAGCCCUGGUCCCAGUUCCAGGAUACAGAGCAGUAAUGUCAGCCCUCUGCAUCCAAAAGCUGGAGGUGCCGCGGCAGAGUUGCCUGCAAGACGUCCUGAUGUCACUAAACAACAAAGUUAUCGGUUACCGCUUCCUCCAAUAAAAGUCACUAAAUCUUGUCCGUUUUCUCCGACUUAUUCUGCGUCUUCAACUCCUUCAGCCCCUCGAAGUCCUGCCAGAUCAGAAAAUUCUACAAGCCCAGGUUCACGCUGGACAAAAGGGCAUUUGCUUGGAAGGGGAACAUUUGGACAUGUUUAUCUUGGUUUCAGCAGAGAAAGUGGCGAGAUGUGUGCAAUGAAGGAGGUAACCCUUCUGUCAGAUGACCCUAAAUCACGGGAAUGUGCGCAGCAACUUGGCCAAGAAAUUGCAUUGCUAAGUCAGCUGCGGCAUCCAAACAUAGUCCAGUAUUAUGGGUCUGAGACGGUUGAUGACAAACUUUACAUAUACUUGGAGUACGUCUCCGGUGGGUCAAUCUAUAAAUUGCUUCAAGAAUACGGACAAUUAGGUGAAAUUGCAAUUCGGAAUUACACCCGGCAGAUUCUUUCAGGACUUGCAUAUUUGCAUGCAAAGAACACUGUUCACAGGGACAUCAAAGGAGCAAACAUAUUGGUGGACCCUAAUGGACAGAUAAAACUAGCAGAUUUUGGGAUGGCGAAAAUUAUAACUGGGCAGGCUCUUUCAUUUUCUUUUAAAGGAAGUCCUUACUGGAUGGCACCUGAGGUUAUAAAGAAUUCAAAUGGUUGUAAUCUUGCUGUUGACAUAUGGAGUCUGGGCUGCACUGUUUUAGAGAUGGCAACAACAAAACCUCCAUGGGGCCAGUAUGAAGGGGUUGCUGCUAUGUUUAAGAUUGGGAACAGCUGCGAACUUCCUACAAUUCCAGAUAAUUUAUCAGAAGAAGGGAAAGAUUUUGUCAGGCUUUGUUUGCAAAGGGAUCCACUUGAUCGUCCUUCGGCUGGUCAACUUCUACAGCACCCAUUUGUUAAAAGUGCUUCGCUGGAAAGACUCAUUCUGAAUGCUGAUUCUUCAGAAUCCCCAUCUGCUAUUAUAAAUGCAAUGAGAUCUCUGGCCAUUGGACAGUCUAAACAUAAUUCAUGUUUAGACUCGGAAGCAGCUGGUAUCUCUGGUAUCCCUCCGACUAGAAGCUUCAGAGCUGGUUAUGAAUCAAGUAAUGCUCAUAAAAAAGGGAUCGUCUCAUGUCCCGUUUCUCCAUCCAGUGGGCUACGUUUGCCUUCUAGAUCAAUGAAUUCAAGUGGGAUGAUAUCUCCCUCUCCAACAUCCAGUCUUCAUACUGCAUCUGGCCCAUCUACUCCGCAACCUAGAAGUGGGAAAAUCCCAUAUCAUCAAACAAAGCAACCUAUAUUCCCACAGGAAGCUCUGGGUACAAUCCAAAAGUCUCCAACUGGUUUUCAGUCAAAUGGAGGCACUGCUUAUCAGGAGGGUCCAAAGCAGGGUCAGUUUCAGAGAAAUAUGCAGGCUAGACGGGAUAUAAUUUCACCUGAAUAUAAUGCUCUUGCAAACCAUAAUAGGAGGGCCGUUGAGGGAGUCCGAAGAAAAUUUUGUAAUGAGAAGGCAUGUUUGGCUGAUUGUGCAUCUCAACAACAGCUGGUGAGGGAUAAUACGAGGCCAAAUGUACCUAUAGAUCGUAAGUCUGGUGCACCAGUGGCUGGUCGCAUGGAUGGCUUAUGAUUAUAGCAGUAGCAUGAUAGAAAUUUGUGUAUUUUACAAAGUGGAUGUUGCAUGUGCAUUUAUAGCAGUAGCAUCCAGUCCUGUUUAAAAUAUAUAUUUAGUUUUUAGGCAAAUGUACAUUACAAACUUUGCGCUGCAAAGGGUCCAAAUUUUAGCUGCAAAGGGUAGUAGUGCCAAUACAAAUACAAAUGUCUUGAGUAAAGAUGGUUACAAACUCAAUCACAGUUGAAUGCAAUAUUUUUCUCA